AUGAAGGUAUGCAUAAUUGGAGGAGGACCUGCGGGAUUGUAUACAGCGGCUUCCCUGGUGUCCAGAAACAUCGAUGUCACUCUUCACGAGAAGGAGCCCGAGGUGGGUGGACUGUACAGAUAUUCGUUACUUCCUCCAUCAAGAAUGUCUCCAUUCUCAAAACUGCUUGAGUGCAAGAACUUUUCGUUGAAGCUAAACUCUGAAGUUGAUCUCCAGAAGCUAAAGACUAUGGAAAAGGACUUUGAUGCCUUUGUUAUUGCCACAGGGUCUCCUGGACCAAGAAGACUGAGCAUCCCAGGGAGGGAGCACUGUAUAAACGGCCUUGACAUAGCAAAGUCGUGGGCUGGAGAGGAGCCGAGAUACAAUGUGGGAAGUAGGGUCCUGAUUGUUGGGAUGGGAGACGUGUCAAUGGAUAUUACAAGGUUUCUUUUUGGGUGGAGUGGAGCACAAUUCAAGUUUCCUGAGAAUGCUCUGAAAAGAGUAAGGAGAGUAAAGGACGUAACCAUUACAUCCAGGAGAAGUGCUCACAACAGUGCAUUCACAAACUCUGGGCUCCGGAAGGUACUUGAAAUCCCGGGGCUUGGGUUUUGGUGGUCAGAAGGGAAAGAGGUGACUGAAGAGAACAGGUCCAAGCUAGAAAAGCUCAGAGAGACACGCGGGCAUAAUGAAGAGGACGGAGAGAAGGGUAAGUGCAAGGGAUGGUGGGACAGAAGACAAAGACUGCUUAAUAGUGUCAGAGAAGGUGCUAGGAGGCUUAAGCUAAUGUUUAAUACCGAUGUUAAGUCUAUAGAAAGGGUUGGGUCCCAAUACAAAGUGAGGAUGGUGCAGAAUGGAGUCCCGGUAGAGGAAUGUUUUGAUAGCGUUAUAUCAAGCAUAGGAUUUGAUGAAGCAGAGGCAAAAGGCCUGGGACUUACAAAGCCUAUGUAUCGUAUUGGAUGGGCCAAGUAUCCAAGGGGCAAUGCCGAGAGGGCCAAGGAGGAUGCUCAGAAUACAGUAAACAAAAUAAUUGAAAUGAAGAAAAUGUGGAUGCCUUGUAAGUCGAUAUGA
Encephalitozoon hellem ATCC 50504 is the source of this 1047-nucleotide messenger RNA. RefSeq lists its product as uncharacterized. Bases 1 to 1047 code for a protein of 348 amino acids. Gene Ontology annotation, molecular function: oxidoreductase activity. The transcript has a single exon. NCBI's taxonomy places the organism in Eukaryota, Fungi, Microsporidia, Unikaryonidae. The record is from RefSeq and is a predicted model, not a curated record.